Molecule: messenger RNA, 1733 nt
Organism: Musca domestica (house fly)
Lineage: Eukaryota; Metazoa; Arthropoda; Insecta; Diptera; Muscidae
Product: glucose dehydrogenase [FAD, quinone]-like
Exons: 1
Coding region: 222-1733 (503 amino acids)
Molecular function (GO): flavin adenine dinucleotide binding; oxidoreductase activity, acting on CH-OH group of donors
Source: RefSeq, a predicted model, not a curated record
AUCACAACGCCGUCUACGACUUCAUUGUGGUUGGCUCUGGGCCAGCUGGCUGUGUCUUGGCCAAUCGUUUGUCUGAGAAUCCCCGAUGGCAGGUCUACCUAAUCGAAGCGGGUGGUGUUGAAACUAUAGCUCAUCAAAUUCCAAUAGCUGCCCCUUUGCUACAGGCAACCCAUUCCAAUUGGGGCUACAAGUCGGUGCCUCAGCGAGCCGCCUGUUUUGGCAUGAACAACCAGGAAUGUGCCCUGCCGAGGGGUAAAAUAUUGGGUGGUACCAGUUCAAUAAAUUUCAUGAUCUACAAUCGUGGAAAUCGUCGAGAUUUCGACAGAUGGGCGGAGUUUGGCAACCCUGGAUGGUCAUAUCAGGAUGUCCUGCCAUACUUUAAAAAAUCCGAAAAUUGUUAUGUAAACGGUUUGGAGCGUUCACCCUAUCACAAUCGUACCGGACCCUUAAAUGUGGAAGAUGUACGCUAUCGCACCGAGGCUGUCCAUGCCUAUCUCAAGGCAGCCCAGCAGGCAGGCCACAGGAGGACAGAUUAUAAUGGUGAGUCUCAAAUGGGGGUAUCCUAUGUCCAGGCAAAUACCCUGAAUGGCAGACGCCAGAGUGCCUUUCGGGCCUAUAUAGAACCCAUCCGACACACAAGAAAAAAUCUGCACAUUGUUACCAUGGCCAGGGUGACCAAGGUCCUGAUCGAUAAACAGACCAAACAGGCCUAUGGGGUAAGGCUGCUCUAUCGCAAUACCCUGUACACCAUCAAGGCCAGACAGGAGGUAAUACUCUCGGCAGGGGCCUUCAAUUCGCCACAACUGCUCAUGUUAUCCGGCAUUGGGCCAGAGGAUAAUCUAAAAGGCAUUCGAGUACCAAUUAUCAAGGCACUGCCGGUGGGUAAGCUGCUCUAUGACCACAUGAGCCAUUUUGGUCCCACCUUUACCACCAAUUCAACGGGCAAUACUUUAUCCCUUGCCAAAAUCGGGGCCCAGGAUCUGAAGUCCUUUGCCAGUGGCAACCCUUCGACAUUUUUAUCCUCGAUUGGGGGUGUGGAAGCCCUUACCUUUGCCAAGACCCCACACUCCAAGGAACCCCACGAUAUGCCAGAUGUGGAAUUUAUUACCGUGGCUGGCAGCCUGGCCUCGGAUGAGGGCACAGGCCUAACAGAGGGUGCCAAUUUCAGGCGGGAAAUUUACAACAAGGUCUAUAAGCCUCUCAAUGAUGCCCAAACGGAUCAUUUCAGUUUUCUGGUAAUGCAGUUCCACCCCAAGUCCGUGGGACGGCUAUGGCUACACAAUCGCAAUCCCCUCGAAUGGCCGAGAAUCAAUCCAAAAUUUUUCCACAAUUCCGAUGAUGUGGAAGAUAUUCUGGCGGGCAUUAAGGAAGUCAUACGCAUUAGCAAAAUGCCAGCCAUGCAGAAAUUGGGUGUCCGCCUGCAUGACAUACCAGUGCCGGGCUGUGAGGGCCACCGCUUUGACAGCGAUGACUAUUGGCGUUGUUCCAUUCGAGUCAUGUCGUAUACAUUGCAUCAUCAGGUGGCCACUUGUCGAAUGGGACCGGCAGCGGACAAUAGCACUGUAGUCAAUGCCCGGCUACAAGUCCACGGCAUUGGAAGGCUACGGGUGGCUGAUACCAGUAUUAUACCCUUUCCACCCACCUGCCACACAAAUGCCGCCUCAUUUAUGAUUGGUGAGAAGGCGGCGGAUAUGAUAAAGGAUUAUUGGCUGAAUAGGAGAUACGCCAUAUAA